This is a messenger RNA of Thelazia callipaeda (thelaziosis nematode), 1182 nucleotides long. The record is from the annotation of a GenBank genome assembly. NCBI's taxonomy places the organism in Eukaryota, Metazoa, Nematoda, Chromadorea, Rhabditida, Thelaziidae.
AUGCCUAUGAUCAGAAGAGUGAAGCAGAAACAACGGCAAAGAAUGCUCGAAAGCGGUGGAAUUUACGAUCAUUAUGAUAUGGACUGUUGGCAUGGAAUGAUACCAAAUGAAGAUACAGCAAUGUUGUUAAAGAACAGUGGAGAUUUUUUAAUGCGAGCUGUAGAGUAUGAAAAUGGCUAUAAAAUUACGCUCAGCAUUAGAUGGGGUGGAAAAGUAAUAAACGCUGAAAUAAUUCCCGGAGAACGAGGGGGCUAUGAUUUUCGGGGUGAACACUUUUGUCAAGCAAAAGAUUUGAUUGAUUCAUACCAGGUCACUAAACGACCUUUGGGGGUUGAUAACUCUAUUGUAACAUUAGAAAUGCCUAUUCGUCGACAAAGUUGGGAACUGCAACAUAAAAUGAUUCAUUUAGGCAAAGAACUUGGGAGAGGGUCAUUUGGAACUGUAUACAAAGGAACUCUCACUAUAGGAACUAGAAAACCGAUUACAGUAGCCGUGAAGGAACUUACAGAAAUAACCGUAGAUGCCAGUAAUGCUUUAUGGAGGGAAGCAAGAGUUAUGCGCAUGUAUGAUCAUCCAAAUGUCACCAAAUAUUACGGUGUAGCCAAUGAUUAUACGCCGUAUUAUCUAGUAAUGGAGUUUGUAUUUGGUGGAGCUGUAGAUGAGUACCUUAAGCACAAAGGCAAGAAAUUAUCGGUAAAAGCUCGAGCAAAAAUCUUGAAAGAAGCUGCUACUGGACUUGAAUAUUUACAUCGUCAAAAUUGCUUACAUCGAGAUAUUGCUUGUCGCAAUUUAUUAAUUGGUGAAAUUGUUAAGGUAGCUGAUUUUGGCAUGACAAGACAUACAGAAAUUUACAAAAUUGACCCUAAUAAACCAUUGAAUUUACGGUGGUUAGCACCUGAAGCAUUUGAUAAAGCAAUUGUAAAUAAAGCAACAGACGUUUAUGCGUAUGGCAUAACAAUGUAUGAGUGCUACACAGUACCAUACUGCAUUCCAUAUAAGGAAUGGGGAGCAGAUGAGGUGUACGAGCAAGUGGUACAAGGAGGUUACCGAUUAGAACCACCAGACUUAAUGCCAAAAGCAAUAGCAGAUUUAAUGAAAGAAUGCAUUGGUCCAGAAAAAAAUAGACCAUUAUUUAAAGAAAUUAUUGUUGUGUUGGUAUCAUACAUAGAAGAUAAAUUAUAA